CGCAAGCUGCUUGUUGUUCCCGCAGAGAGGCGAGAAGAUGGCGGCCGUGUCAAGCGGAGGUGCUGCUGGGUCCGCUGCGGCCGGGAUUACGCACUCUGCCCGACCGACCCACGCAGGCAUGGGCUCCCAGAACCGAGCCCAGCCGUCCUCCGGCAUCAACCACCCCAGUCGCACCGGCACGGCCCCCGGGAGCAUCGCCAGUCCUGGCCACACUUCGGCCACCAGGCCCCCCCCAGCCCGAGUGGGCCACUACGAAAUCGAGCGGACCAUCGGCAAGGGAAAUUUCGCGGUUGUCAAACUAGCCACACACAUCAUUACCAAAGCGAAGGUGGCUAUAAAAAUAGUGGAUAAAACCCAGCUGGACCAACAGAACCUGAAAAAGAUUUUCAGAGAGGUGCCAAUCAUGAAGGUGCUGGAGCACCCCCCCAUCAUCCGCCUCUACGAGGUGAUGGAGACUGAGCGGAUGAUCUAUCUGGUAACGGAGUACGCCAGCGGUGGAGAGAUAUUCGACCACCUGGUGGCCCACGGGCGCAUGGCGGAAAAGGACGCCCGGAAGAAGUUCAAACAGAUUGUGGCAGCGGUCCAUUUCUGUCACUGCCGCAACAUCGUCCACAGAGACCUGAAGGCGGAGAAUCUGCUGCUGGACCACAACCUCAACAUCAAAAUCGCAGAUUUUGGCUUCAGCAACCUGUUUGCUCGAGGACAGCUGUUGAAGACGUGGUGCGGCAGCCCCCCCUACGCCGCGCCAGAGCUCUUCGAGGGCAAGGAGUACGACGGGCCGAAAGUCGACAUAUGGAGCUUAGGUGUGGUGUUGUACGUGCUGGUGUGCGGCGCCCUGCCUUUUGACGGCAGCACCCUGCAGAAUUUGCGGGCGCGCGUCCUCAGCGGCAAGUUCCGCAUCCCCUUCUUCAUGUCCACAGACUGCGAGUACCUGAUCAGACACAUGUUGGUGCUGGAGCCCAGCAGACGGUUGACCUUGGAGCAGAUCUGUAAGAACAAGUGGAUGAGACUAGGAGAUCCGGACCCGGACUUCGACAGGUUGAUAGCGGAGUGUGAGCAGGUGAAGACGGAGAGGGAGGUCGAGCUCAUCAAUGAGCAGGUUCUGAAAGCAAUGUGCGAGAUGGGCCUGGAUCGAGAACGCACACUUCAGUCCCUACAAACGGAUGCAUACGAUCACUACAGCGCCAUCUACAGUUUGCUGGCCGACCGCCUCAAGAAACACAAGACCCUGCUUGUUGCUCCGCCCAAGCCGCGCUCCAUCAACUAUCCUCUUAGCGCCGUGCAGCAGACAGAUCCGCAGGGUAAUCCCGUUAGCAUGACCGUUCCCCACGUCCAGCUCAUCAACCCAGAGAACCAGAUCGUCGAGCCGGACGGCAGCAUGGCGCUGGACAGCGAUGAAGGGGAGGAGCCAUCCCCCGAGGCCAUGGCUCGCUAUCUGUCAAUGAGGCGGCACACCGUGGGAGUACCAGACCAAAGGACAGACAUGCAGGAGGACCUCCAGAAACUGCCGCCAGGUUUCCCUCGCGGUGCGGUUCCCCAGCCCCCUUUCCCCUCACUGGUCCCCAACAUGGGCCAAACUCACACUCUCAUGCCCGCACAGAGCUUGCAGCCCACACAGCAGCUGGAGUACAAGGAGCAGUCCUUGCUGCAGCCCCCCACCCUCCAGCUGCUCAACGGCAUGGGGCCUCUCGGUCGAAGGGCUUCCGACGGCGGGGCCAACAUUCAACUACACGCUCAGCUCCUCAAGCGGCCCCGGGGGCCCUCACCGCUUGUUGCCAGCCCGCACCCAAUCCCCGCAGUAGCUCCGGUGGAUGAGGAAGGUUCAGACGGAGAGCCGGACCAGGAGGCAGUACAGAGAUCCAGCUAUAAGGACUGUAACACCCUUCAUCUCCCCAUGGAGCGCUUCUCACCCGUCAGGCGCUUUUCUGACGGCGCCGCCACCAUCCAGGCCUUCAAGGCUCAUCUAGAGCACAGCAGCCUCAUUAAGCAACUCAAACAGGAGUGCGAGCAGCUCCAGAAAAUGUACGCUGCCCAGCAGGAUGAGCGGUUCCUGGAGCACACACAGCAGCAGCAUAUCCUCUACCAGCAAGAGCAACAGAUCCUCCACCAGCAAAUCCAGCACCUCUACCAGCAAAUCCACUUCUAUCGGGACGCCGGGUCUAAUUCCAUUUCUCCUCACCUGCAGGGUCUGUCUUUAGGCCACGGAGAGAGCCAGCCCAGUCACCUGACCCACCAGCUCCAGAGGUUGCGCAUCCAGCCUUCCAGUCCUCCGCCAACUCAUCCCAGCAACCACCUCUUCAGACAGCCCAACCAGAGCCCCCCGCCUUGCUCUGCAGGCAUGAUGCAAGGGCACGGAGGUCCCUCACCAGUGCAGUACCAGCACGGGGCUCCUGCACUCUAUCAAGGCCAGAGUGGCAGCCCGCCUCCGCGAGCCUCUCUACCGACCAAUCAGCAGGCAGCAUCCGCCCACCCCAGCGUAGCGCUGGCGCAGGGUGUACCUCAACAACAGCAGGUGACCAUUCAGGUUCAAGAGGUGGAGCUGGGAGGCGUGGCGCAGAGACAGGGCGGCUUUUUGUCCACGCCGGGGCACCGAGUCCUCGGGAAGCAGCUGAGCGCGGACAACGCCGAGACGCACAGUCGCAGCCUCGGCCGCUUCACAUCGGCUUACGACCAAGCUCACUUUAACCCCCACCUCUUCUCGGGCGACGUCGCCUCCCGGGUGGUCGGCCCCUACAACCACUACCUGCAGGGAGCCUCCCUCAACGUGCCGGGCCUGGAGGAGUACCAGAGCGGGGCGGUCGGGACCGGCACCUACGGCCCCCCCUCCGCACUACAGCAGGCCCUGCUGUCCCCGACUCCUUUUGAGUGCCGCCCCGCACAGCAUCACGUCACCCCCACCCUGCAGGGCCUCCUGUCGCCCCGCCACUCUCUAACAGGCCACGCCGACCCCAGGCUGCCGCCCCAAGACCUGGCAGCCCUGCUCAAGAGGCAGAGCCCCCGGCCGUGCCCGUCGACCCCCGCCCUGCCCAGCGGCGCGCCCCAAGAGUACGGAGAGAUUCUGGUCCUCCGCCAGCUGAACCAGGGGGAAGGCUUGGAGCUGCAGGCGCCGCAGGGCGCCGCCGGGGGCCAACACUACCACCACCUCCUCCAGAUCCGGCCCCCCGAGGUCCAGCCGCAGCAGCACCUGGCCCAGGCUCCCUGCCCCGGCUUACCCCACUCGGAGAGCAUGGAGGAGGACGAAGCGCCGCCCGGCUACCCCCACCCGCACGAGGGCCUGCUGGCCAAGGCGGCAGACGGUCACGAGCUGCUGGGGCCCCCCCUAGGAGGCACCCCGCCCUACAACUCCCCUACACACCGGCACGGCGGCUACGCGAGGAACGUUCCGCCGGCGAGAGAAUCGGAGCAUGUCGACUGCAGGCCCCAAGGGCAGGCCAUGGAGGUGCCCGAUCACAACGGCGUGGGCUAUUCAGCAGCUCCCCAGAGUGACGCCUAUAGGUCCCGUGGACAGCUACAGCGCCACCACACCAUCCAGACCUGCGACGACGCCUACGACCAGGCGGAGCCCAUGUCGGGAAUGAGCCUGCUGGCCGGGAAGGCGCUGAGCUCGGCUCGCAUGUCGGACAUUCUGAGCCAGACGUCGCUGACGGGAAGCCAGCAGCUGCAUCAGCGGGGAGAGUCGGCGUGUGACGUGGAGGAGGAGCUCCAUGCGGCGGCCUGCUACCCCUCCUCCUGCACCAGUGACAUGCUCCUCAGCUACAAGCCCCCCGACCUGCAGUACAGCAUGGAGCAGGCCGGUGUUUAGCACAGUGUUAGAGGGCAGAUCUGAACCGGUGCUCCUCUGCCUUUAGGACGGGGAGGGGAGGGUCUCCUGUGAGCAGCGGCCCACGUCAGCCAUCCUGAGCAGCAUCACGGCAAACCACCGCUCCCUGCCCGACCGGGGGACGCUCCACGUGCAUCUGUCAGUCUCCAUCUUUCCUCUGGAGGGGCAAGCGAGGGGGAGUGUGGGUGGUUGGAGGGGUCAUGGGUGGGGCCUCUAGAUUCCAGAGGUCAACGUGCCAGCAUUUGGUGCACAGACAUCCGGCAUUCGUUGCCGCAGGUUGGCUUCUCGGUACCCCUCCAGUCAUCGGGGUUCCACCCCCCCCCCCCCCCAACACGCACGCACCACCCUCGCCUGCCGCUACGCCCAACUUUGGCCCUGACCUAGCCCCCACAAACACACUUUGUCUUCUAUCAACAGUUCAUUAUGUGCCUCAUCGACGCAUUCAAAGCAUCCAAUAAGUCCAAUAACACACAGACACACACACACUGUUGCCACAAACCCAAA
Gasterosteus aculeatus aculeatus (three-spined stickleback) is the source of this 4324-nucleotide messenger RNA. The record is from RefSeq and is a predicted model, not a curated record. Lineage: Eukaryota; Metazoa; Chordata; Actinopteri; Perciformes; Gasterosteidae.